AUGUGUGUGAGUUUAAGACUGUGAGCGUAAAUGAUCGGAAAUUUCAGGGGGCUUGCUGCGUCUUAUUUUCUAACUUACUGUAUAUACGUUUUUUGGAUUUUGGGUGUAUAUUCACAGAGAUGGAACAGUACGUUCUGCUGAAAUAUGUUGAAAUGUACACAAAAAAUAAGGAAAUCCUCACAUGCAAAAACUCUUUGUCGAUUGUUUAUUCCUUGGCCGACGGUACAAAUGUAAAACGAAACAAUGGCUGAGCGUUGAGGCAGUGUUGUUAAUGUAUGUACGCCCUUUAGGCUCCAAAUCUCACAGUAUUAAAUUUCAAAUGAAACAGUAACGUAAAAUUCCCACAAUUAUUUGGGUUAUAAAUUUAAAGUAAAAUGAGUGCACAGUUAAUGAAACGGAGUCUGUUCAGUACAGCUAACAAAGAGAAGUCAGCUGAGAGUCUGACAAAACGGGAACAGUGGGUACAGAAAUCAGUGGAUGAGAUAAUGGUUCGCGUUCGGCGCGCUGAAGGUCGUCUAGCAUCCAUCGAAAGUGAACUCCACGUGCUGGAUGAGCGCAUGAAAGCAGCCAGCGACAUCCUCGGAUCGCCAAAAAAGAAGAAGCGUUCAAGUUCUGGAAGUGUCAGUAGCAGCACUGGAUCAAAGAAAAAAAUCAACAAAGGCAACAGAAAAAUUACACCAAUCAAGCUGCCAAAAAUAAGAGAGUCUGAAGAGGUGAAGAAGCUAAUUAAAUUAAAUGAAAAUUACCGCCGAGACUCCCCUGUGCCCUGGAAUCGACUAACAAUGAAUGAUUUAGUUUCCUUGAAUAAAUCAUUAAAAAUGCAAGGCUCUGCAGCAUCUGGGAAAACAAUCAGACCCAAUCUUACACAGACUGGAGGCAAUAAAAUGAAGAUUUUGUCCAAGGUAAAUGAUCCAGCCCAUUUGAUUAAAAAUGAUUCAAAGGUAAAAGGCUCCAACACAGCAAAGAAAGCCAGCAAAAUUAUACCAAAAGGGACACCAAAUAAUAGAGGACGUACUAUGGAAAUGUUUGAUCCCAAAACAGGACGGAGAUAUUUAAAUCCAGUACGAAAUAUGUGGUGUAUGCAUGUCUAUGAAAAAUCUACCAUUAAAAAUCUCAUUGAGGGACGAAAUGAUGUACUGUGCCCACAUCCAGGUUGCACAAAUAAAAUGCCUGUAAGUAUUCUGGAUUUAAUUGCUGUUGAGAAGAAACCUAUAAGAGCAUCAGUUACAGCUUCAGUUAAGAAAACUAUUCCAAUGAAAGCAUAAAAGACCAUGGAAAAUUCAAGUGACUGGGCACCUAUUCAAGCACUGAUGAAAAAACAAUUAGUUUGAUAUUGCUUCAUGUUAUACUAAAAUAUUAGUUAUUUUAGUAGAUGUUAAAGCCUCCAAAGGAUUAAAUUAUAAAAGAAAAAACUAACUACUCUUUUAUAGUUAUAAAUAAAUUUUAAAAAAAUC
Molecule: messenger RNA, 1454 nt
Organism: Schistocerca gregaria
Lineage: Eukaryota; Metazoa; Arthropoda; Insecta; Orthoptera; Acrididae
Exons: 5
Coding region: 375-1265 (296 amino acids)
Molecular function (GO): zinc ion binding
Source: RefSeq, a predicted model, not a curated record